Molecule: messenger RNA, 762 nt
Organism: Arabidopsis arenosa
Lineage: Eukaryota; Viridiplantae; Streptophyta; Magnoliopsida; Brassicales; Brassicaceae
Source: the annotation of a GenBank genome assembly
AGAAACCAUCGACUCUUCUCUAUUCAAUGCAAAGAAACAAACGUGUAUAUCCCAUGGAGGAAAAAGAAUGGAUGCUAUAAUUCCAAACAGAGCAUACAAUGACAAAUUCAGAACAAGAAUUAGAGAAGGAAACUGGUACCUUUUAUCAGACUUUAAGGUUGUACUUUCUACAAGGAUUUUGAGGUACUCAAAGCAUCCAUAUGAAAUUGAGUUUACCUGCAAAACGUCAAUAGACCGUGUUAGUUCUAGAUCCAGAUGGAAUUUCUUCAACGAUUACGAUUUUACAAGGAUCAAUAGUGCUAAGGCAGAGGAUAAAGAUUUUGUUGUUGAUGCAAUUGGAGUGAUUCACAGUGUUGAGCCUGUUGGAAUUCUACCAUGGGUGCCUAGACGUGGAGAAUGUGAUUUCGAGUCAAGAUACAUAACAUUCACCAUCAAGGAUACUUUGGGAAAGUUUAUGAAGUGUGUUGCAUUAGGCAAAGCUGGUGAGGAUUUUCUGUUGCAGUGGGAGAAAAGGAUAAGUCGUGUGGAAUAUAGUUAUGAGAAAAUAAUUGCUUCCUUGCGCUUUUGGAGGAUUUCUGAAUAUGAAGGUAAACCUUGCUUGCUUACAGAAGUUGGUUGUUCUAAGACUUUCAUUGAUCCUAAUUAUCCUGACUUUGACAAUAAUCACUAUAUCUCUGCAUUCUCUAUUUGUGAAGAAGAUGAACUAAAUGAGGAGGUUGUUGAGGCCAACUUCUAGAUCAGAAAUAAAGGGAGGAAUUUGCU